Molecule: messenger RNA, 348 nt
Organism: Psylliodes chrysocephalus
Lineage: Eukaryota; Metazoa; Arthropoda; Insecta; Coleoptera; Chrysomelidae
Source: the annotation of a GenBank genome assembly
AUGAUGAAACAUGAGGAUAGUGACAAUGAUGAUAUAUUAUUGGUGAAGAGAAGAGACCUCGACAGCAAACUACCCACAGCCAAAGAAAUCGCUGACAUGGACCUGGGCAGAAACAAAAACAAGAAACCGAUCAGCAAAGCAGCAGCAGCCAAAAAGAUUCUAAAAAAGAAAAUCGACCCCAACCAAAAAACCGUAUUCGACGACCAAGGCGAAGCCGUCCUAACAACUAUAGAUCAAAAAUUCGAACUAGCCAUGGAAUACGAAAACGAAGACGAGGGCGGCAUCGACAUCGAAAGGGUCAAAAAAGUCCUUCGAAUAGAAGACAAAUUCGAUAAACAGCUGUUCUAA